AUGAUUAGUCACCGUGGUGUCUCCGAUCGCUCCCGGAUGUUGCGCCUGCGCAUUUCAAGCUGGCCCGACUUGAAGGCGCGCACGGAAGCAGUCAUGGUGCGGUUCAAGCAUAGGUACCUGCUGUGUGAACUGGUGUCCGACGACCCCCGUUGCCGCCUGAGCCUGGAAGACCGAGUGCUGGACGGCCUCGUACGGAAUACAAUCACCAGGGUGCACGGGACGUUCGGCGCGGCCGCCUGCUCCAUCGGCUUCGCAGUGAGAUACCUCAAUGCCUAUACUGGAAUAGUGCUGCUUCGAUGCCGGAAGGACUUCUACCAGCUUGUGUGGUCAGCUCUUCCUUUCAUCACCUACUUGGAGAACAAAGGACACCGUUACCCUUGUUUUUUCAACACCUUGCAUGUGGGAGGUACAAUUAGAACAUGUCAGAAGUUCCUGAUUCAGUACAACAGGAGACAGCUGUUGAUCUUAUUGCAGAACUGCACUGACAAAGGAGAGAGGGAAGCUAUCCAGAAGUCUGUCACUAGAAGCUGUAUGCUGGAGGAGGAACCAGGCGAGGAGCUUUCAGAUAGUGCCAGUGAGGAGGCUACUGUGGCUAUGGAGUGAGCUCUGCCUACCACCCCUUCGCACUAGGGGAAGGGGAAGCUUCAGCAGAGUGCAGCUUCCUAACACUGCAGGAGGCUGCAUUGCACCCAGCCUCGGACUGACUUGUUGGAAUGAGACAUUCUGGGAGGCAGCAGCAUCUUCUACAGCCCUCCAAACUGCAUGGCUGCCAACCAGAGAACAAGUUACCAAUUCAAAAUGGAGGACUUAAACUCAAGUCACCUUUGCCCUGGGUUAUGCCUUUCCUGGAUAAGUGGUUCUGCAGGUUGUGAACCCCCUGUAGUUACAGGAAAUCUUUGUAUCUAAUUGCCUAAAGGAGAGUAGGUUUAAUAAAUGUGUAUGGCUUCUGUAGCAUUUUGCAUACUUGAAUUAUAAAAAGGGCUUAUGGAGUUAAUGUCCGGCCAAGUCUCUUUCCCCCUCCUUCCCUGGCCUUGUUGGAAGACUGGCCCCUAUUUGAUACUCAGUGAAUUCUGAAUAUUUGACCUUCCACUUCUAGUCCCCAGGGUAGGUUCUAAAGCAAACCAAGUCACUUGGAAUAGAGGAAUUAGUGCUUUUCUUGGAAAGAAAAAGCAAACCCUGGCCUCAACUGAUCUCUUUACUACAAAGCCAAGUAGCAACUGCCAACUUCUGGUAGUUUUCUGCAGUUCUGACCCUUCACUAUUGCCUGGCACGUGAAGACAGGUGAGAAUGCCACACUCAACAUACACAAGUAGGAGGGGCAAGAGAUGUGUGAUCAGGUUUGGUCUGCUACCUACUAAUGACGUUUCUAGGAUGUCUUCUUCAUUAUCGAAUGGAUGUCACCCAAAGUCUUUAUACAUUUAACAGAAAAAUAGGAUUUUUGCUUCAAUGUGCUCCCUCAUCUCCAGACUGGAACACCCUCAUUCACCUAGAAGAAUUCCUGACCUAGCAUUUCUGAACUUUUAAGAAUGGCAGGUUAAAGCCAAGCCCAACU
Trichechus manatus latirostris (Florida manatee) is the source of this 1552-nucleotide messenger RNA. RefSeq names its product POP5 homolog, ribonuclease P/MRP subunit (gene POP5). Gene Ontology annotation, biological process: tRNA 5'-leader removal. The transcript is spliced from 6 exons. Gene Ontology annotation, cellular component: ribonuclease P complex. Gene Ontology annotation, molecular function: ribonuclease P RNA binding. The record is from RefSeq and is a predicted model, not a curated record. Lineage: Eukaryota; Metazoa; Chordata; Mammalia; Sirenia; Trichechidae. Bases 1 to 603 code for a protein of 200 amino acids.